CGGUGUGGGCGUGAAACUGGUGGGUUCCCCCAUUUCAUCAAUCUUUCCUUCCUCCAUCCCGAGACGAUCAGAGCGUUAGCACUUAGCGGAGAAGCUCCGAAGAAGAAUACCGACGACGACGAAGGAGGAUCGCCGGAAUUUUUCUACCGACGCCCUUUGUGUUCUCAGGGAGAAGAUUGGCAUACAGAGUAGUUGUAUAAUAAUGAAACCAGUUUGUCCAUUUGCAAAAGCUGCACGUCCUCAGGAUGCGCCCGGGAAGAAACAGCAGAAGGACUCUGCUGCUGGGGACUCUGGUAUCAUCUCUCCCAAGUGCCCCUUUGGAUAUGAUUCGCAGACAUUCAAGCUGGGGCCUUUUAGCUGUAUGAUUUGUCAGGCCCUCCUCUUUGAUAGCACUAGAUGUGUGCCUUGCACUCAUGUCUUCUGCAAAGCCUGCAUAUCACGAUUCAACGACUGUCCGCUGUGUGGAGCUGAUAUCGAGAGUACUGAGGCCGAUGCAAAUCUUCAGAGUACGGUUGAUCGGUUUAUCGAAGGCCAUGCAAGAAUCAAGAGGUCUCAGGUUGAAAGCACUGAUGAGGAGGAAGUUGAAGAGAAAAAGACUGUGAUAUAUGAAGAUGUGUCUCUGGAAAGAGGUUCUUUUUUGCUUCAACAAGCAACGAGGGCAUUUCGUGCUCAGAAUGUGGAAAGUGCCAAAUCAAGACUUAUUAUCUGUGCAGAGGAUAUCCGAGAUCAGAUAUCAAGAAUGGGCAACACAUCAGAGUUGUGUUCACAGCUGGGUGCAGUCCUUGGAUUGCUUGGUGACUGCUGUCGAGCCAUGGGAGACACUGCUUCUGCAGUCACUUAUUUUGAAGAAAGUGUUGAAUUCCUAUUGCAAUUGCCACAAGAUGAAACCGAGGUAACUCGUUGAACUGAUACUAACUUAAAUAUAUUGGGGGAUCUUAAGUACUAUGAUGGAGACCUGCAAGCAGCUAGAUCGUACUAUGAUCGUUCUUUAAACGUCCGUCGGGAUGCAAUUAAGAAUAAAACAGAUGUCCCAUCCCAGUUUCUAGACGUGGCUGUGUCUCUUGCAAAAGUUGCGGAUGUUGACAGAAGUCUUGGAAACGAAGAUACUGCCAUUAAAGGAUUUCAGGAAGGCAUCAAACUUUUGGAAUCAUUAACCUUGAAAUCUGAAGAAACGGCCCUCGAGCAACGGCGGCUCUCAGUGCUGGAGUUUAUCAACAGCCAACUUGCGGAGAAAUAACUUGAAGAAAACUCCCAUGUCAGCGUUCUUGUGAAAUCGAAAUAG
Messenger RNA from Punica granatum (pomegranate), 1282 nucleotides. Lineage: Eukaryota; Viridiplantae; Streptophyta; Magnoliopsida; Myrtales; Lythraceae. The record is from RefSeq and is a predicted model, not a curated record.